This is a messenger RNA of Aspergillus versicolor CBS 583.65, 2067 nucleotides long. Its product is annotated as acyclic terpene utilization AtuA family protein. NCBI's taxonomy places the organism in Eukaryota, Fungi, Ascomycota, Eurotiomycetes, Eurotiales, Aspergillaceae. The transcript has 7 exons. The record is from RefSeq and is a predicted model, not a curated record. The coding region runs from base 105 to 2000 and encodes 631 amino acids.
UUCAAUUGGUAUUAAUGGGAGAGAAUCCCAAUGAUGUCGGCUGAAACAGUAGUGUUUCUCAUCGAAAGCUGCAAUAUUCAACCAGAUUAAAUACUUCUUUACAAAUGCCGCGCCCUGUCGAAGCCAGACCCGUACGGGUAGCCAAUUGCUCCGGCUAUCAUGGGGAUCCAGCAUAUGAAAUGUACCGCCAGGCGACACUAGGCGAUGUCGACUUCAUCACCGGCGAUUAUCUUGCAGAGGUCAAUCUAGCCAACAAUGCACAAGCAUGGAGAGAAGGGAAACACCCAGGCUAUGAACCAACAGCAUGGCAUGGACUACAGCAGACAAUCGACGUAAUCGCGCAAAAGGGAAUCCGGGUUGUCAUUAACGGUGGUGCUCUAGACCCUAAAGCCCUCGCGCUGAAAGUAGAGCAACUGGUCUCUGAGAAAAACCUCAGCCUCCGCGUCGCCUACCUCUCAGGCGACGACAUGUACCCAGCCCUAGGCCCCAACAUGCCCAGCACAAAAGACGCUCUGCGCCAUCUCGACUCCGGAAACCCCUCUGCUGCUCCGUCCGGGCUCACAUAUGCCUUUCUUAAUAAUAACAGCGGCAAGCCAGCCCCCAUGGUCUCAGCCCAUGCAUACCUCGGUGCCCGAGGCAUCGUCGACGGUCUCCGGCGCGGAGCAGACAUCAUAAUCUGCGGACGCGUCGCGGACGCAAGCCCCGUAAUCGCCGCAGCGUGGUUCUGGCACGACUGGUCUGCCACGGACUAUGACCAGCUUGCCGGGUCAUUGAUUGCAGGCCAUCUGAUUGAGUGCUCGGCGUACGUGACUGGUGGGAAUUUCGCGGGCUUUGACGAUGAGGCGAAGUAUAACCUGGACAACCUGGUCGUUCCUGGGUUUCCGAUUGCGGAUAUUAAUCAGGAUGGGACUUGUGUUGUUACGAAACACCCCGGGACUGGCGGGAUGGUGAAUGUUGAUACGGUCCGGUGUCAGUUUUUGUAUGAGCUGCAGGGGACGACGUAUCUGAAUAGUGAUGUUAGUGCGCAUCUUAAGGACAUUUUGAUUGAAGAUGCGGGGGUGGAUAGGGUACGCGUAUCAGGCAUAAGAGGCUCCCCACCACCACCAACGACCAAAUGCGCCAUUUUCUACCAUGGCGGCUACGAAGCCCAGCUCCUCCUCAACGCAACGGGCUCCGCGACAGCGAAAUGGGAUCUCUUCGAGAAGCAGCUCCGCCAUUUCAUCUCGGCGGAUGCUGCAAAGGAUCUUGAGACUUUGGAAUUUCAAAGGGUUGGAGUCCCGGCCGCAAACCCACGCUCCCAGCUAGAGAGCACGACAUACCUACGUGUAUUCGCUGCAUCUCGCAACGUAGCCUCGGUGCUUGCAGUCUCCAAGGCCUUGGGAGACAUCUCAUUGAAGCAUUUCUCCGGCUUCCACACAGCCCUAGACAUGCGCACCGCCAUCCCCCGACCAUUCCUCGCCUAUUACCCAGCCGUAAUCGCCCAGUCAUCCAUCAACGAGACGAUAAACUUCAUCGACGGCCCUCAAAAAAUCAGCAGCUUCGACACUGGACAUCCACCGCAGUACUCUCCCGCUGAUAUCGUUAACGUCCGCGAAUCCUACGACCCAGAACCAGAGCCAGAACCAGAACACAAUAGCAGCAGCAAAGCAAAACCAACCCGCCUCGGCACCCUCGCCCUCGGCCGUUCAGGCGAUAAAGGCGGGAACCUGAAUGUCGGUCUUUUCCCGACAACAAAUAGCGCCGCGCACUGGUCUUGGCUGCGGAGGUACAUGACGAUAUCGCGCAUGAGGGAGCUAAUUGGGGAAGAUUGGGAUGAAAGCUAUUACAUUGAGAGGGUGGAGUUCCCGCGCAUCCGGGCGGUGCAUUUUGUGGUCUAUGGGAUUUUGGGUAGGGGGGUGAGUAGUUCGUCGAGGCUGGAUGGGUUUGGGAAGGGGUUUGUGGAUUUUAUUCGGGAUAGGGUUGUUGAGGGGCCUGUUGGGCUUGGGGGGAGUAAGAUAUAGACAUUAGUACAAGUACACCAAAAUAUAUAGUGUAGAUACUAUGGAAACUUUACAAAGUCAACCUGGG